GCCCAAACCCAAACAAACAAAUUCAAACCGGAGAAAUUAGAAUGAUAAUUUUAUUUUCUUUCCAAAAUAUUUAAUUUAUUAUUGUAUACAGAAAUCGUAAUCCAAGUUUUUUAGUUGUACAAACACAGAAUACGAUUUUGAUUUGAUGGAGAGUUAAUAUGGAGAGGUACAAUGAGUACGGAGUCAACUUGUGAUGAAACAACCAGCUCGAGCCAGCAGUCUACUACCGCUUCUACUUGCACCUCACCCAGCUUCCUACAAGAGUCAUACUCGUACAGCUCCUCCAGCCAGGCUACUCCAGUGUCUGGGUCUUUACAAUGCUACAGCAAUAUCAGCACUAGCAGGGAAAAUGAAAUUUAUGUGACUCUAAAUAAGAUCAAAAGUCCCAACCUCCUUGGACAUGAUGAGGAAAACAAACUCAAGCCCAAAAAGUCAGCGGCGUCGAGCAAAUGUCCGAGUGCUGUGGCGCAGAGGAAAAAAAGGAAGAAGAAAAAAGCUACAAUAUGCACAUCCUACUGCAAGUACGACAUUAUACGAAGGAUCGCAUCCAGCCUGGGCAUGAGGGAAGUAGGAGAACGAGACCUAUGGAACCUUAUGUGGACUGACAGCUUCAUAUCUGUAGAACGAGCUAAGGAAAUGAGGAGAUUCCAGAAAGUAAAUCAUUUUCCUGGAAUGUCCGAAAUUUGUCGCAAAGAUCUGCUCGCACGAAAUCUUAAUCGCAUGCUCAAAUUCUUUCCAAAAGAAUAUAACUUCUUUCCCAAAACUUGGUGUCUUCCUUCUGACCUAGGAGAAGUGUUGCAGUAUUCUAGAUCACAUCGCAACAAGACCUUCAUUUUGAAGCCAGACUUGGGCUGUCGAGGACGAGGCAUCUUCCUAACACGCAACUUGAAAGACGUCAAGCCAUUUGAGAGGAUGAUUUGUCAAGUGUACAUAUCAAAGCCGUUCCUAGUCGAUGGUUUCAAGUUCGACAUGAGAGUUUACACACUUAUUUCUUCUGUGGACCCUCUGAGAAUUUACGUAUACAAUGACGGACUUGCAAGGUUCGCCACCAGCAGAUAUUGUGACCCAGCGCCUCACAACAUCACCAACAUGUACAUGCAUCUGACCAACUACUCGGUCAACAAACACAGCAGGACCUACGUUGUGGACGAAGAGGCUGGCAGUAAAAGACGUAUAUCGACGUUGAACAACUGGUUAGAGCGUAAGCAGUACAACGUUUCCCAGAUCUGGGCGAGUAUUGACGACAUCAUAAUCAAGACUGUGAUAGCUGGACAUCCCACUCUCAAACACUCGUAUCACGCCUGCUUUCCUUGCCACGACUUUACCUUUGCGUGCUUUGAGAUCCUCGGCUUUGACAUCAUACUCGACUACAAGCUCAAACCUUACUUGCUAGAGGUGAACCACUCACCGAGCUACCACACAGACGCGGAGCUGGAUAAGGAGGUGAAGGAGAGUUUGUUGAAGGACACCUUCACUAUACUCAACUUGACCAGGUGUGACAAGAGGCGGGUGAUGGAGGAAGACAGGCAGAGGGUGAGGGACAGGUUGAUGCAAGCUAUCGCUACAAGGGCUAAUUUACCUGACAUGAACCCGCUCGACUCGCUGGCUACACAGAUCAAGUGGGAAGAGAGUCACUUGGGCAACUACAGGCAAAUCUACCCUUCACCCUCUGACUCCAAAUACCAGGUGUUCUUCACACAGACACAGAGCUCGCUGUUCCAGGAGACAUUCGCGUCACGGGCCAGGGAGGAGGCAGGGCGGCUGCACAGGGAGGAGUUUGAGAUGAAACUGCGAGGCGAAGCCAACUUGCGCAUUGGAAACAAGGAGAAACAACCAAACCCAGAGUCUCCGCUGACAAAGCCUAAGAUAAAAAAGAUCCCAGUGAAAAAGAAAGCUCCCUGCAAUUCCUUUGAUCCGGUGCCAAUCAUUGAGGAGGAAGAAAAGGAAAGACAAGCGUUGAUGGCUCAAAGAGACUUUCUAGUCAGGAGUUUCAGAGUUGAGGAUCAGGUGAAGUCUGUUUUGAAAAACAUGAGUUUCGAUAGACAGAAAAACAACGAAGGGACAAAUGAUCACAGAGAAGACAGUUUGAGUAACUUCCAUCCUCCGUUACCUCCGAGAAAGUUGUGUUCCUUACAAACGAAGCAGAACACCGUAGAGAACUGUUCAAACAACUCCCAGAAACUGAAAGAAAACUCAGUCAAUUGUCAGCCAGUUAAAGGAACCGUUAUUGAACCGCCUGUUUCAUUGAAUGCCAAGGGCAAGGCUGAAGCUUAUUUCAACGACAGGUGGCACACUCCUAAGAGUCUAAGUGCCAAACCAUCUUCAGUGUUUCCUCAAAAGUUGACUCUCAAACCAUCUAUCCCUGGACUGCAGGUGAUGUGUAACGAGGCGACCAUCAGAGUGAGGCCUGACUUGCCGGCGUCGGCGCAGUGGCCCACAGUCGGCGCAAAGAGCACCAAGACUCAUAUCGCGAGACACUUCUCAAACACUGUCAAGAUUCACGGACUAGAGCGACGACUCAGCAACGAGAAGUUUAUCUUCCAAUGACACUUGCUCAAUUCAUUUUUGCUCAGUGUUUUUACGUUUGUUGUAUUGGAUUUUGAUGAAAUUUACUGUUGAAAUU
Molecule: messenger RNA, 2623 nt
Organism: Macrosteles quadrilineatus (aster leafhopper)
Lineage: Eukaryota; Metazoa; Arthropoda; Insecta; Hemiptera; Cicadellidae
Product: tubulin polyglutamylase TTLL13-like
Exons: 17
Coding region: 172-2547 (791 amino acids)
Biological process (GO): microtubule cytoskeleton organization; protein polyglutamylation
Cellular component (GO): cilium
Molecular function (GO): tubulin-glutamic acid ligase activity; tubulin binding
Source: RefSeq, a predicted model, not a curated record